GGGGCUGCCCCCGGGCUGCGGGCUCGGCAGGGCCGGGGCUGAGCACCCGCCGCCCCGGCAGGCGACGCUGCCCCGGCCCCCGAGCAGCCGUGGCCGUGGCCGGGCGCCCCGGGAACAUGGCGGGUGCAGAAGAGAGGCCCCGGCUGAGGGUGCAAGACCCCGGUUGCUCCCAGCCUCCAGACUCCUGAAGGUUUGACGUUUUUAAGCACCGGGUGCAGAUUAGCGAAAGCUCUCAGCCAUCUCGCCCGGUGUGCGGCGGGGGGAGCGGGCUGCCUUCCUCCGCCGGCACCCUCGCCUUCCUCACCUGCGCCCGGCCGCCUUCCCGCAGCGCAGGCAGGGUCCAGCCGGCCUGGGAGGGUGCUGAGCACAUGAGCGGCGCGGAGGCAUGGCCAGCGAUGCCAGGAUGGGCGGCUGGCGGAGACCCCAGGACGCCGCCCAGGAUGCCGGGGUGAUGGAGCGCAGCGGGCCGGCGGGGGCCCUGCCUCGGACGGCCGCCGCGGAGCUGGGACUCGCGGCCCCCGGCUACCAGGAGCCCGCCGAGCUGGGCUACUGCGCCAGGCUGGAUGCGGAGAAGGGGCAUCUCCGGAGGGGCUCCGAGGGGAGCCCGGAGCCCGGCCGGGAGCCCGCCGGGGGCGGCCUGGGCUGUCCCUACGCGCCGGCGCGCGUGCGGGAUGCCCUGAGCCGCCCGCCCUGCGGCCGCAAGGACGCCGCCGAGCUGCAGCGGCUGCUGGAGCCCCGUGACGGCGAGCCCAAGGCGGGCUGGGCUGAGCCGGGCAAGGAGUGCCGGGCGCCGCGGUGGCCCGAGGCCGUGCUGGCCACCCCGCUGGCCCUCUACAGCCACGCGUACCGCCGCUACCCGCUGCCCUUCGCCGGGCUGGAGAGCCAGCGCCCUGGCAAGCCCCGGUGCCUCGCCGAGCCCGCCAGUGCUGGCGACACGGCGGACGGGGCCGACGACCCCACGGCUUUCCACCACUGCCCCUUCCUGGCCGAGGCCAAGCUGGCUGAGCACGGCCCCUUCCUCGUGUCGCCACUGCUGCCGGCUGAGCCCAUGUACGGCGGCGGGCUGGGCGGUGCGGCGCCGGACGGCCCUGGGGCGCUGGGCGCCGAGCGCUACGCCACCGUGGACUGGCACCCGGCGCCCUACGUGCCGCUCUGGGCACAGCCCCUCUACCUGAGCCCCCCGCCGCAAGGGCGCAAGGCACCUCCGGCCCCCUUCGACGGCGCCUCCAGCUCAGGGAACAAGGAGUUUUACCCCCCAAAAGACCCCGGCUUCCACCUCCUGGCCAAGGACCAAGUGCAACCUCAGCUGCUCAGCAUGGGCCCGGCGGUGCCGGCAAGGCAGGACAGAGACGGGGAGCUGCCGGGCGCUGCGUGGAGGGACGGCAGAGCCGGCGGCGGCCCAGCAGCGCCCGUUCCCGCUGCCCCGCCGCCGCGCGCCAGCGCCGGCCACGCGGGACGCCCGCUCUUCUUGCUGCAGCCCGGUGUGCCGGGGGGCUCCCGGGCCGGCACACGGCCCCACGCCGCGGGUUUCCCUCUGGAGCCGGCGCCAGGCAGGCCCUCCAGGCCCAAAGACGAGAGCCUCGUGUAUCAAAGCCUGAAGCCCAGGUCGCCGCUGGGACCGAGCGAGCCCGACCCGUCGCCUCUGCUCACCGCCGGGCCCUACCUGCCGGCCCUUUCCAACACGGAGCUGCCGGCUGCCAGCCCGUGUGCCGCGUCGGGCAGCGAGCGGUGUCUGGGCGCAGGCUGCUGGGCGCUCCGCCGCCCCGCCGCCCCGGCCGAGGCCGCGGGGCCGGACGGCGAGGCGGCCCUGGGCGCCUCGGGCAGUCGCUUUCCCUGCCCGUCCAGCAACCACACCAAGCUGAAGAAGACCUGGCUGACGCGCCACUCGGAGCAGUCGGCGCCGCGCUGCAAGGCGCUCCGGCGAGAGGGGCCUGGCGGCACCCCCGAGGCGCCCGCCGAGGGCAAGCGGGCGGCCAAGCGGCCGCACGGCUCCGGCGACGGGCCGCGGGGCGCAAGCGAGGGCCCCGGCGCUGCCAAGCGGGGCGCCAAGGCUGCGGAUCGCGCGGGCGCCGCCUGCCCCGGCGCCCAGGAGAGGACGGCGCUCCCGGAGGCGAGGAACACGGAGCUGGGAGAGGGAGGGGCACGGAGCUGCGCGGGCGCGGGGCCCCCGGAGCGGCGGCGCCUGCAGAGCGUGCCCUGCACGGCCCUGCCCGCCAGCAUCCCGCGGUGCUGCGCCUGCGCGGCCGGCGCCCGGGCCGGCCCCGGGGCCGACGGCGAGGACGACGACCCCCCCGAGAGCGCCUGCAGGCUGCUGCACUUCCGCAGGUUUGCCUUUGGGGCGAGCGGGGAGCUGAGCGUGGACGGCUUUUGCACGCUGGACGAAGCGGAAGGGGAGAUGCUGCACCUGGACGUCGGCAGCAAGGAGAGGAGGAGCAAGAGCAGCAGCAGCCUCUGCCUGGCCAAGUACCUGCUGUCGGUGCUGGGCGACCCCUUCUGCGAGGCCGUGCGGAGAGACAGGGAGGCUUGGCUGGGAGCCCGCGGGGCGCACGAGCGGUUGGCGGCCUGGAGGCGCGGGGAAGGAGCCCCCCAGCUCUGCGACGCCUGCCAGCGCGGCCUCUUCAACUCCCACUGGAGCUGCGCCAGAUGUGGGUUCCAGCUGUGCCCCGACUGCCACCGCGGCAGGCGGCAGGAGGUCGGCCCAGAGGACGCAGCACAGCCGGCUGAGUGCGUCCCUGGGCAGGACCACGACGUCAGGUCCCUCGUCCCCACGCAGUUCGUCCCCAUCCACGUGCUCACCGAGCUCUGGAAGCUGCUGCACGAGGUCCGGGCCAAGUUCGACAUCAAGUCGCGCUGCCCCUGCGGGGGGGGCGCCGCGGCCGGGGGCCCGGCGGAGGCGGCGGGCAGCAGGCAGGAGGAGCCGGGGGAGGAGAUGCCGUGUCUGCAGCCCAGCAGCGACGGCGAAGCCGACGCGUCCGGGCCCAUCGAGGACGAGAGCCCCGCGCCGGGGCCGCGCUCGCCGGGGGGGCCGGUGCCCCGAGGGGCCGUGCAGACCGCCACGCUCUGCGACCUCCUCGCCUCCACCGCCGUCAAGCUGUGCCUGGGGCGCAACGGCGUGCGCAUGGCCUUCGCGCCCGUCUCGCCCGCCCUGCCCAGCGACACCCGCCUCGCCAGCAUCCUGGACAGCAUCAUCGCCCGCGUGGUGGAGAGGAAGAUCCAGGAGCGGCAGGCGGGCGGCCCCGGCGCCGCCGAGCCCCCCGCCUCGCACUGCCUGCUGGCGCCCGGCGGGCUCCUCUGGCUCCACGAGCCCAACCACGCCACCAACUACCAGCUCUUCCAGGAGCACUGGCGGCGGGGCCAGCCAGUCCUGGUCUCUGGGCUGCAGAAGACGCUGGACGGGCGCCUGUGGGGGCCGGAGUCAUUCCGGCCGGCCGGCGGGGAGCAGGAGGUGGAGGCGGUGAACCUGCGGGCGCAGCCGGGCCGCGUCAGGCUCAGCAGCAAGGAAUUUUGGGACGGCUUCGCCGCCAGCGCCGCGUGCCCCGAGCCGGAGCACGGAGGUGACCUGCUGAAGCUGGAGAGCGGCUUUGGAGACAUGCAGCUGUGCCGGGCCGCCAACCUGAGCGCCAGCCUGCCGCUGCUCGAGUACUGCGGGCCCGACGGCCGCCUCAACCUGGCCUCCUACCUGCGGGGCGAGCGGGGCCGGCGCUGGCUGCGGCCCCGCAUCUGCGUGGCGUACGGCGUGAGGCCCGAGGACAGCGCCAUCGGGACCAAAAACCUGACGGUGGAGGCGGCCGACUCCAUCAGCGUGCUCGUGCACGCCGGGGCAUCGCCGCCCGACCGGCCGGGGCUGCUGCUGCAAGCCGAGGAGGACGGCGUGGACGCGCCGCUCAAGCAGCGCCUCUGGGACGCCCGCAGCCGCCCCGGCGCCCUGUGGCACAUCUUCCGCGCCGAGGACGCCGGCCGCAUCCGGGAUUUCUUGCAAAAGGCCUGCCAGGACCACGAGCGGGACGGGGCGGCCCAGCCGGAGCCUGCUGCCCGCUGCAGCCACUACCUGGACCUCUCGCUGCGGAGGAGGCUGCGCGAGGAGUGCGGCGUCAGCAGCUGGACGCUCCUGCAGUUCCUCGGGGACGCCGUGCUGGUCCCCGCGGGGGCUCCGCACCAGCACUCGGGGCAGGUGCAGACCCUCACCGGCACCGUCAGCGUGGAGCAGCGGUUCCUCUCGCCGGAGAACGCCGCCCGCCUCAGGGACUACAGCGCCGGCCCCGCCGGGGCCGCACGCUGCCUCCGAGCCCAGAUGGACGGCAUGAUCUUCUCGGCGGUGCGGGAGGCCGUGGGCGUCUUGCAAGGCUGCAAGUAGGACAGCGGUGGAGCGGGGCUGCAAGGAGGCCGUGGGCUGGAGCCGGCGGCGGUGGGGAGCGCGGCCCCCGCGGUGCAGCGCGGCGCUGGGCCCGGCGCUGCCGCUGGCCGGCUGGGGGGCCCGGGGCGCCAUGCCGGGGAAAUAAAUGUGUCUGCAGCGUGCCCAGAGCCGCAGGCACACGUGACACCUGC
Messenger RNA from Rhea pennata, 4545 nucleotides. It is a transcript of the gene HR, whose product is annotated as HR lysine demethylase and nuclear receptor corepressor. The transcript has 21 exons. Gene Ontology annotation, biological process: regulation of transcription by RNA polymerase II. The record is from RefSeq and is a predicted model, not a curated record. Gene Ontology annotation, molecular function: transcription coregulator activity; histone H3K9 demethylase activity; chromatin DNA binding. The coding region runs from base 386 to 4354 and encodes 1322 amino acids. Lineage: Eukaryota; Metazoa; Chordata; Aves; Rheiformes; Rheidae. Gene Ontology annotation, cellular component: chromatin; histone deacetylase complex.